UGUCCUAGAUUCAAUCUCUGAUUCUCUGUAUAACUAUCAAUUGAAUUGUCUUAAUCGUAGAUCGAUGUAGAUCGAUGAAAAAUAAGUUUAAAAUAUGUACUUUUAACUGAAACUCAUUGUGGAUAUUAUCAAGCAAAGUUCAGCUUUUACAUGUCAACUAAAGCUACUUUCUUUUUUCCAUCCAUCAAAGCUGGCUUGAUCCAUAGCAUUCAGAUCUACAACUUGCUCUGUGCUGAGGGUGCACGUUCUAGACAUUCUUGCUGAUAAAAGUUGGGAUAAAAUCAGUGUUUCUGUGCAUUUAAGUGGUUCUGUAUUGAUGUGUCUGCUCUUUUGAGUGUUUUACUGAGAUCCAAUAGUUUUGAAAUUGGAUUAAUUGGGUUUGAGACUAAGAAGAGGGUUCUUCGGUGGAGUAAGAUAUGGCCUCUGGUGAAGGGAGGCGGCGUCAUCAUGAUCUUGUGCCUCUUGCUGCGUUGCUUAAGAGAGAGAUGAAGAGUGAAAGGAUGGAGAAGCCUACAGUGAGGAUUGGUCAAGCUGCUCAAUCUAAGAAAGGGGAGGAUUACUUUUUAAUUAAGACGGAUUGUCAGCGUGUGCCGGGGAAUUCUUCAACAGCGUUCUCUGUAUUUGCGAUCUUUGAUGGACACAAUGGAAAUGCUGCUGCUGUUUUUACUAGGGAAAAUUUGUUAAAUCACGUGCUGUGUGCUCUACCUCGAGGGCUUGGACGAGACGAGUGGUUGCAAGCUUUACCUAGGGCAUUGGUUGCUGGAUUUGUUAAGACUGAUAAGGAAUUUCAGAGCAGAGGAGAAACUUCUGGAACCACAGCCACGUUUGUGAUUGUUGAUCGGUGGACUGUGACAGUUGCAUCUGUUGGAGAUUCUCGUUGUAUAUUAGAUACACAGGGUGGUGCGGUUACCACCUUAACAGUUGAUCACAGACUAGAAGAGAAUAUUGAAGAGAGACAACGUGUUACUGCAAGUGGAGGCGAAGUUGGGAGGCUUAGCAUUGUCGGGGGCGCUGAGAUUGGUCCGCUUCGAUGCUGGCCAGGAGGACUAUGCCUUUCUAGGUCCAUAGGAGACAUGGAUGUUGGGGAGUUUAUAGUUCCAAUACCGUAUGUCAAACAAGUGAAGCUAUCAAAAGCUGGUGGAAGGCUUAUAAUUGCUUCUGAUGGUAUAUGGGAUGCUGUAUCAUCGGAAAUGGCUGCAAAAUCUUGCCGCGGUUUGCCUGCCGAACUUGCAGCUAUGCAGGUUGUCAAGGAAGCCCUAAGGACAAGAGGGUUAAAGGACGAUACAACAUGCAUAGUUGUUGACAUAAUCCCACCUGAUAACGAAUUGCCAUCAACGCCUCCCCCGAAAAAGCGGAAUAGGCUGAGAGAUCUUUUUACGUUCAGGAAGAGGUCCCGUGAUGCUGCUGGUAAGCUGUCAAAGAAGCUUUCAGCUAUAAAUAUAGUGGAAGAACUGUUUGAAGAAGGAUCAGCAAUGCUUGCUGAAAGACUAGGAAAUGAUGAAAACACAGGACAAUCAACAUCUGGCCUUUUUGUCUGUGCUGUAUGCCAAGUUGAUCUUGCUCCAAGCGAGGGUAUAUCCGUUCACGCAGGUUCAAUUUUCUCGACAAGCUCGAAGCCGUGGCAAGGUCCUUUUUUAUGUAGUGAUUGUCGCAAUAAGAAGGAUGCAAUGGAAGGAAAACGUCCUAGUGGAGUUAAGGUGUCAUAGUAGGCUCAAAAUUAGAGUUAUUCUAUUCUUUAAGCAAUCAUUCGCUUUUCAUAAUCACAAUUUUUAUAGGCCAAGUAAGUAAAAGAUUGAAUCUCACAAUCAAGUAGCAAAGACAUGGGGAGAGAGGCCAGCACUGAGUUUUUGAGCGUAUGAAGAUUGUUCAGCAGCUCUACCUAACUGUUAGAAUUGAUGGGUUAAGAUCGUUUGGGGUAGAUUAUUUUGUAUAGUAGAGUAGUAGUUAUGUUAUUUAAUGUGUAGUUAAAAUCUGAAUAAUCUUGAUUAUCUAACUAUGCACAACUCCAACUUCCUGUAUAUAAAGCUUUUAACCUCUACUUAUGGAUUGAAAUACCAAUUUCCUAUUAAUUCA
This is a messenger RNA of Lathyrus oleraceus (garden pea), 2073 nucleotides long. RefSeq names its product probable protein phosphatase 2C 15. The transcript is spliced from 10 exons. Gene Ontology annotation, molecular function: protein serine/threonine phosphatase activity. Bases 417 to 1706 code for a protein of 429 amino acids. The record is from RefSeq and is a predicted model, not a curated record. Lineage: Eukaryota; Viridiplantae; Streptophyta; Magnoliopsida; Fabales; Fabaceae. Gene Ontology annotation, biological process: protein dephosphorylation.